AUGUCGCGACGAGUGCGCGUCGUACCGGGCUCUUGCUGGCCUUGCAAGAAACGCCGUGUCCGAUGCGAUCUGACGAAACCCGCAUGCCGACGCUGCAUCGUCGAUGGCGCGUCAUGCGACUACAAUGCGCAGCUCAUCCGAUGGAGCACCCGGCCGAGCGUCAAUCUGUCUCAACCUCUGGCCGAGAUGGCUGCUUCGGCCACACGCCGCUCGCCGUGUCUCAAAAUCGGACCGCCCCUCGCCAAUGACGAGCAGCGCGCCCUUGGCUAUUUCCAGGGCCGCGUCUGGCCCCUCCUGACGACCGUCCCCAACCCGUGCGCCCCGCCUACACCUGUCGCCAUGCAGCACCGUGUCGUGCUGCUCUCCAUGUGCGUCUUUGCUGCCUCGCAUCGCUACCUCCAGGACGGCCGCGGCGCCGAGCUCAUCACGCCGACCCGGUCCGAGUGUCUGCAGGUUCUGCGCACACAGGUCGGUGGCUGCUGCAAGGACAACAACGACAUGCUGCCGACGCUGCUGUUCGCCGUGCUCCUGCUCUACCUGCAUGACGGCCUCGUCGAGGGAUCGGCCACCUCAGCCACCAUGAAGCACCACGUCGGUGUGCUCGCCAUCCUCGACCAGCUCGGCGGCCUGACCAAGGUCGUCGGCAAGGGCCAGGAGUCGAUGGACAUGCUGUUGUCCGAGUUUGCCUCGGCCGAUCUGACGACGGCGCUCCUGCAGCAGCGAACCCCCGGGUUUGCACCCCACGUCUGGGAUGUCAUCGACGAGGGCUCCGUCUGGUGGGGCAGAGACGCCAAGGGCCGGUGCUCUCUAGCAGCCGUCUUCCACGAUAUGGCGACGCUCGCCACCUACCACGAGGCCGUCAGGACUGGCGCCGAAAGCCUCUCGGUUGACCGCAUUCGGGCUUUCGAGGCCAGCUUGCAGCCCGUGUACGCGCCACUGACGACGGAGGAUCUCGGGUCGGACCUGGAUGGCGGGCAGCCGCUGCCCCUUGGCCAGGGCGAGAUUGAGGCCGUCGAGGCAUUCAAGCUCGUGCGUGCCUUUCAACGGACGGCACUGAUCUACCUCUACCGCGUCAUCUGCGGACUGCCGACAUGCCACGCGCUUGUGCAGCAACACGUCGAACCGUGUCUCGACGGGCUGUUUGAGGUCCACCCAUCUUCCCACAUUUAUCACUGCGUCAUCUUCCCGCUCUAUGUCGCCGGCGCCCACGCGCAAACAAGUAAGCGCAGGGCUGGCGUGUCUGACAUGGUCUCGGGCAUUUUCAAUGACAUGCGGUUUGGUUCGGUGCGCGCCAUCGGCGAGGCACUGCGUGAUGUCUGGAGGCGUGACGCGGAACGCAUGUCGUGGGCAGACAUGUUUAGCUUUCUAAGCCCGUAUGCCGUCGUUCUGUGA
Messenger RNA from Verticillium dahliae VdLs.17, 1392 nucleotides. RefSeq lists its product as uncharacterized. The record is from RefSeq and is a predicted model, not a curated record. Gene Ontology annotation, molecular function: DNA-binding transcription factor activity, RNA polymerase II-specific; zinc ion binding; transcription cis-regulatory region binding. Gene Ontology annotation, biological process: positive regulation of transcription by RNA polymerase II. Gene Ontology annotation, cellular component: nucleus. The coding region runs from base 1 to 1392 and encodes 463 amino acids. NCBI's taxonomy places the organism in Eukaryota, Fungi, Ascomycota, Sordariomycetes, Glomerellales, Plectosphaerellaceae. The transcript has a single exon.